ACUUCCUUUGUAACAGUGCCCUGAGAGGGCUGCUUCCCCCCAAGGGCCAACAGCUCUGGGAGGGCUAGGAGGGAAGUGAGGGUCAGAGCUCCCAGGGGUGUGGGUGCUGCCUAAAACCUUCCAUCGUUCCAGCAACAGCUCUGGACUAUGCCUCUCUCACUCCCAGGCUUUUCCCUGGCCUCUAAGCCUCAGUGAAAGGCGAUCUCUAAACUCAGGAUUUCUCAUUCAACCCCACCAGUUUGCACGGGUGCUUCCCUGCUGGCCAGCACAGCGGCUUCUCAGUAGGGACUGGAACUAGAACAGAAAACCUCUGCUCUUGGAAGAUAGUGGCGCCUAGUGGUUAGAGCGGGGGGGGGGACCACUGGGAAUCAGGAUUCCUGGGUUCUAUCCCUAGCUCUGGCCGUGGGGUGGGUUAGGGCAGGAGGAAGGGACAAAGAUGACUUGGAAAACCAUCUUGGUCUGAAAAAUGCUGUCCCAGCGUGAGUUGGAUCCUGCAAACGUGCGAUGUGGGACUUCCCACAGAGUAGUUAGAUCCGUGUUUAGUUUAAGUUUUUAGGGACAUUGUGGGGUGGUCUGCUGGGGGCACAGCUCUGCGCAACUGCUCAGAGGAUCGGGACCCAAGUGAGCAAAGUUAUUUAUGUGGCCUGGUGUUUGCUGGGCUGGGAGUUUGUACUGCUACAAAUCACCCUGAAGGUGGGUAAAACUGAAAGGGUGCUGCGCUCUCGCUCUCUUUCACCCCCACCCAUCCCCUCCUCUCCAAACACGCUUCCUCUGUCUCGUCUUGCGCUUUCCUUUGCACAUGUGUGUCCGUUUCACCCGUCCUUCGCCCCUUUUGGAGCUGGGCGUUUUAGAGAAGCUAAUGUGUCGAGCCCCGCAAAUCCACGGCCAGUCCGCUGUAUAUCCGCAGAUGUGGUUGUGGUGUUUACGAUCUUUGCGGAUCCGAUGUGGAUCCGGCUUUGUGCAUCAGCGCGGGUCUCUACCCGUGAGCGAGGGCGCUGCUGCGGAUACCUAUAAAAAGUGGAGCGCGGGUCGGCCACCAGUUAAUUAUCCAAAUGUCUGUAUCCGCUCAGGGCUCCAAUGAUCCGUCUCUAUUUCGAGCUAGUCCAGCGUCCCUCUGAACAACCUCCUGGCCUCCAAAACCUGGUUCUCUUCCAGCCUGUGUGUGUGGGGGGUGGGGGGAAUCUUUCCGGGUUUGCCUUGCAAUCCAGCAUAUUUCAAUGGUCCCGCCUCUUUUCACGUGGGAGGAGAACCUGUCAGCUGGCACCCACUCCAGCCAAUGGGGUUGGAUUACGCAAGGUCGUGACGUCUGUCCAAGUUCCCGGGAAAUACAAGCCUCCAAGAAAAUAUCAGCCAGUGCCGCGAAGGGGACGGACGCACGUAGCAGCUGCUACGGGGACCAAUGUCGGGACUAAAGACGCGGCUCUUUCUUGGGUCCCUCUGGCUGGCUGCAGGGUGCGGACAGGUGGCAGGACCUGGAGCCUGGCCCCCCUAUAACCUGUCUGUGCCCGAAGGCUCCUCUGGGUGUAUUAAAAUUAACAUAUCUGAGAAUUCAUCUCUUUUGUGUAAGAUGCAAACCGCCAUCACAGCCACCUCCGAUCACUCUGCUUGUGACCCCAUCCUGGCGUUAAUUAAUAAAGAAAUCCGGAACUACAACAGCACAUUCAAGGGACGGAUCUCUCUAUCAGACCAGCUUGUUACUGUGAAGAACGCAAGUAAAUGGAUGGCCGCGGAAUACCAAGUUCUUAGUUUCCUUCAUGGAACCUGCAUGGCUCGUAUCAAUCUGACAGUUCCUGAUUCUGUGCCUGCAGGUCCCGUAUCGGAGACCCCGUCUGCCAGAGAGGGGGCUGCCAAUCUGACUGGAGAGGGAAGUAGCCGAGGGACACUUUCCAACGGCUCUCCGGAUCGGGAGCCAGGAGGCCUCUAUGGUGUGUGGAUAUCGUUUGGGUUCAUCACUGCUUUGUUCGCUGCUGCUGCACUUUAUGUCCGCUGGAAACGUGUGAGAGAAGGACCAGGAACCCGUCGUGGUGGUGAAGAGGAAGGGAUCUCCGACUCGGCAGACUCCCCUGUUUGCGUGCUGGCUCGUGCCUCACAUCUGCACAAGGCUGGAACCCAAGACGGAGAGGCUGGUGAGGAGAUCCCACUGAACGGAGAGAUGGUACAGCCCCGGGAACUGAGCUGACGGCCCCAACGCAGCCGAGAGGCAGCACUUUAAUAGCGUUGAAUGGCCGAGGUGCGGGCGCCUCCUGUGUGUGCUGAACAGCUGCGAUCAUUGCACUAGCCUGGAUGUGACUUCUCCCCAUGUGAGGCUCUGGGUUGGGACACCUGGGUCUUCCACCAACCCCCUGUCUAUGGGUGAGUCACUCAGGGCCGAAGAUUCAAGAGCUCAGACUGAGAGUGGGGUGUUAAUCCGAAGGCUCAUGCAGCUGCCUAACUGGGAACUGAGCUACUCUGAAAAUCUGGCCUUCUUUCCCGUGCCUUAAUUUCCCAUCUUUAAAGUGAGACACUCCUCUGUGUAGAUUGUAAGCACUUUGGGGCAGGGACUGUGUGUGUGUGUGUGUGUGUGUGUGUGUGUGUGAUCACUAUGGGGCCCUGACUGGAGCUGUAGGCUCCCUUGUAAUAUUAAUAAUCAUAAGUAAGGCUACGAAUCUGACAUGGAGCUUACAGACGCUGUGAUUCUUUCUUUUAUGAGCCCUCCACAACUUCUGGUCGAUCCCAAUAAUUCAACCCCGGGCAGCAGGGUUUGGGCAUCCAUGAAUUAUUAUUUAUUGCCCGUGUCCUGUCCAGGAGUUUUCAUAAAAAUACCUGUGCCAAAAUCGUAGCCUUGAUCAUAAGUAAAUGUGAUUGGUUUUUUUAAUCUGUUUUUACUAUUGUAUUUAUCUCUGUGCCUGUCCCUUUUGUCUGUGACAAGAUUUCUGUUUAGACUAUAAGCUAUACAGCAGAGGAAGUGGGUCUCAUUUAUCUUUGCACAGGGGGGCACUGAUCUCUGCUGAAGACUUGGUGCAACUGCAAUACACACAAUAAAAUCACAGCUCUCUGAAC
Molecule: messenger RNA, 3039 nt
Organism: Chrysemys picta bellii (western painted turtle)
Lineage: Eukaryota; Metazoa; Chordata; Testudines; Emydidae
Source: RefSeq, a predicted model, not a curated record